Messenger RNA from Zymoseptoria tritici IPO323, 719 nucleotides. RefSeq lists its product as uncharacterized. The transcript has a single exon. The coding region runs from base 99 to 605 and encodes 168 amino acids. The record is from RefSeq and is a predicted model, not a curated record. Lineage: Eukaryota; Fungi; Ascomycota; Dothideomycetes; Mycosphaerellales; Mycosphaerellaceae.
GGUAUAGUUCCAGGUCGUACUAUACCGCCACUCCGACAUUGGAGCCGCGAAAAUCUGUAUCUCAGCAGCAACUGCGAUUCUCGUCCCAGCACCAAUGGAUGGGAUCUCCGCCUCGACAGCACUUACCUCGGCCACAAUCACAGUCACAGGAGAUCCGUCCAACCACCGCUGUCCGCCACUCUGUGCGUAGACUCUCGACUUCAGAUCGUGCAGACUCCGGGUUCGGGAACCACAAGUCUCCGCCCAAUAUCACACCGCCGACAUCGAAUCCUACGUCUGCCAAAUCCUCUCCCACCACCUUGUCACCUGCACCAACCGCCUCGACUGUCGUCCCUACAACCCGGCACAGUCCCACCGCUCCCACGAACACAUUCAAUUCAGCGACUCCGACAGGCGACCCUGCAGCUCGCGCCGUAGCUGCUCUCAUGGAUCCCUCAGGUCGCCAGUUGGGAUUGAGGGACACGGCGGUUCUGUUUGGCGUGGUGGAGAGUUUAAGAAAAGUCGUGCAGACGCUGCAGGAAAACGAGGAGGGUGCUUAUGAAGGGAAGGAAAUGAGGAGGAGGUUGGAUGGCGCGAGGGGGUGGUUGGAUGGGAGGAGGGAGUGAGUGGACUUUCUUCUGCUUGUUGACGAAAAUUUGUUUGGUGGUUUGCUCGGAUGCUGAUGGGCAAUUGUUUAUACCCCUCUUUAUAAUCUUCUUACGAUAUACUUUCUCGACUUG